Messenger RNA from Gymnodraco acuticeps, 1303 nucleotides. RefSeq names its product ras-related protein ORAB-1-like. The coding region runs from base 549 to 1151 and encodes 200 amino acids. The transcript has 7 exons. Gene Ontology annotation, molecular function: GTPase activity; GTP binding. The record is from RefSeq and is a predicted model, not a curated record. Lineage: Eukaryota; Metazoa; Chordata; Actinopteri; Perciformes; Bathydraconidae.
AACUAAAGUCUGAUUUAACACUUGAUUAUAUUUCACAUCAUUCAUCCACAUCUGUAAAGUCACUAACGGUAUUAAAUACAUGUAGAGUAAAAGUACACAAUUUACCUCGAUCCUGAAGUAGAGUAGAAGUAUGGCUACAUAGCGUAAAAUAGAAAUACUCAAUUAAAGUAUAAGUAUCUCAAAAUUGUACAUAAUUACAGUACUUAAAUAAGUGUAGCCUACUUAGUUACUUCCUACAUCUGAAAUCAGAUGACUUCAAGUCAUGUGAUAAUUUCUUAGUAUUUGAUCCUUCAACUUGGCCUCAGGAAAUGCAAGGACUUCACAUUUUUGGCAAAACGUUUUGGAGAAAGCGAAUCGGAGUCUUAAACAGGGACACGGAGGUACAUCUGCAGCCUCUUCAUCAUCCAUGCAAGAAGUGUAAAUAGAGGUGAAGUAGACACUGAGGAAGACUGCACUUAUUAACACCACGCUUCGUGUGGGCUCCAGUUAUUCCGCGCCGAAGUCCUGCUGCUUUCAUAGUAACAACAGUUUAUAACCCGUAGUCAACGAUGAAUCCCGAAUAUGACUAUUUAUUUAAGCUGAUCCUGAUCGGGGAUUCUUCUGUCGGAAAGACUAACCUCCUCCUCCGGUUUGCAGAUGACACAGGGAUCUCCUUUAGUACCAUCGGUGUGGACUUCAGGAUCAGGACCAUCGAGCUGGACGGAAAGACCAUAAAACUUCAGAUUUGGGACACGGCUGGUCAGGAACGUUUCCGCACCAUCACGUCCAGUUACUACAGAGGAGCGCACGGCAUUAUAGUAGUUUAUGAUGUGACGGAUCAGGAGUCCUUCAAUAAUGUCAAACAGUGGCUACAGGAAAUCGACCGCUACGCCAGCGAGAACGUCAACAAGCUGCUAGUAGGCAACAAGUGUGACCUCACGAAGAAGAAAGUCGUGGAUUACACCACAGCUAAGGAAUUUGCCGAAAACGUGGGCAUCCCCUUCUUGGAGAUCAGCGCCAAGAGCGCCACCAACGUGGAUCAAGCCUUCAUGACCAUGGCGGCAGAGAUCAAGAAGAGGAUGGGCCCCGGGGCCACGGCCGGGUCCUCGAAGAAGUCCAAUGUGAAGAUCCAGAGCAAGCUGUUCAACACCUCGUCCGGAGGCUGCUGCUGACCCCCAUAUCUGUGAUGGUUUCAUCUGAAUAAUACCCAGAGAGAGACAUUUUGAAACAGCCUAUCUCCUCGCUGAUGGUCUUGUUUGCUCAUAUCAUGUCAUGUAAAGGCAUCAGCACUAUAUUGAUUGUUUCAUAAACACAAGAUGAGAAA